AUGGGUUGGGCAGAAGACACGAAACUUCGCGAUCCUUACAUCUUUGUCAAGUCUGACGAUUUCUUCCAGGGUAUCGACGCAAGUGGAUCCAACGUCAAGCGACCCCGCACCGUCACCUUCAAUCAAGAUGAUCAACUUCUGAGCGACGGAAAACCCAACCCUGCGUGUUCCCACGGUCGCGUUUUUCGAUUUGACGAUGAAUCGCUUCUUUUGAUCCAGUUUAUGAGACCCAAGGUUUGGCAGAUUCGUUUCGACCCAAACAACCGAAGUGGCGAUGACUUUACCGACUUUAACACACGAACCAUUGUCAAAGACACUCUUGGUGGCUCUGGUGGUCUCAUCCAGACUCUUGAUAGUCUUGAGAACAUUCAAUGGGAUGUUGAACUCGUUCAAGAUGCGCAGUACAUCAUCCUUCAAUCUGUCCUGAAACCCAACCGUGAAGUACAACUUCAAAUCUGGAUCCAGCGAGACCCUUUCCAGAUUACCGUUGUCCGCGUCCUCGAAAGCAACCCCCCUGCAGAAAGACUUCCCGGUCUGCAGAGCGUCGAUCCCCAAAUUUCUGAACAGCUCAAGCUUCCGGGGAACAAGGGUGCACAGGCUGCCAUCAUUUGGAAGACUCGACCCAGGGGAUUGCGGUACACUGAACGAGCCACAAUACUGUCCAUUGAAAAGUCUGUCACUGCCGACUUUAUGGGUUUCGGUGAGCAAGGUGGAAAGAACCUGUUCAAGAAGAAGACAUACAUGAACUACUUUAACUUUGACAAUAUGAGGUACCAGAAUGUCUAUGGAAAAGGAUCUCAUGAUGACCGCGAACCUUUGUACCAUUCAGAGCCAUUCUGGAUCGAAGUUGACUCUCAUCCUGGGUAUCGAUCCCAGGUCUCCACAUUCAUCGACAACUACUCCCACAUCUGUGUAGACGUCGGCGUCAAGGAUACGGGUGUUAUUCGCGUCGCGACUCGGUUCAACAGUUUUCGCGCCAUCAUGGUUGCUGCAGACAGCAUGCAGGAUCUCAUUUCGUCUUACACGUCUAUCGUCGGAAAGCCUCGACUGAAGCCCCGAUACGUUCUUGGCUACCAUCAAGCAUGCUAUGGCUACGACAGCCAAGAAUCUGUUCUGGAGUCAGUCGCCGAGUAUCGCAAGUGCGGCUUCCCAAUUGACGGUAUGCACAUCGACGUCGACAUGCAGGAUGAUUACCGGACAUUCACCAUCGACAAGCGAGACAAACAUUUCCCUGACCCCGUCCACAUGUUCAAGACUCUGAGAGAGCAGGGUGUUAAAUGCAGCACCAACAUCACUCCCUACAUCAGCUCUAUGCCCAGCGAUACCUAUUCAACCCUUAACGAGGGUUUGAAAGAGGGCCACUUCAUCAAAGAUGAUCGCGACGUUGAUCCGUCAGCUCCAAACGUAUGGGAACAGCGCUAUGUGGGAUGGUCUGUCGGAAAUCAGAUGCUCAUCAACCCCAACACGCAGAAGCCACCUUACUUUGAAGAGGACAAGUCAAACUUUGAAGACAACUUCAACAGUCAGAAGCCCUUCCAUGGUGGUGUGUUUUAUGGUUGGGGAAAUGGCCAUCCUGGUCACUAUCCCAACCUGAACAACCAAGAUGUUCGAAAGUGGUGGGGCAAACAGUAUCAGUACCUGUUUGAUCUUCCAUUCCGCCUCAACCUCGACUCUGAUGGCUGGUGUCAAGACCCUACGAAGCUCAGCCGCAAAAAGGCAAUCGAGAUUUGGUCUCUGUACAGCUACAACCUGCACAAAGCGACGUAUCACGGCUUGAACAACAUCCACAAACUCAGUCCAAUUCUGGAAUGGCGUGAGAACAGACGGAACUUCAUCAUUGGUCGUGGAAGCUUCGUCGGCAGUCAUCGUUUCGCUGGUCUAUGGACAGGCGAUAACGCGUCUACUUGGGAAUUUCUUGACAUCUCUGUCGCGCAGGUUCUUGCUCUUGGUAUGUCGGGUAUCACCAUCUCGGGCCAGGAUGUUGGUGGAUUCGAGUUCAUUGAUUCUGAGCGCGACUUUGCAAACCCAGAACUGCUUAUCCGCUGGUACUCUGCCUACUCUCUACUACCGUGGUUCAGAAACCACUACACCAAGAGACGAGACUGGGUUGACGGCCCGAGGCAGGGUUCAAUGAGGAAAGAUGGAAAGUUGUUUCAAGAACCUUAUGCUUAUCAGAAAUAUUAUGAGGAGAACAGCUGGAAGUUCCAGGGACAGGAAGCCGUUAUCUACCGCGCAGUCCUUCCAGUCUGUCGCUACCUCAUUCGUCUGCGGUACAGUUUGAUGCAGUUGUUGUACGAUGCUAUGUUUGAGAACAUGGUCACUGGACUGCCAAUCGCGAGAGCCAUGGUUAUCACUGACGAUAUUGACCGAAGUCUUUUCAGUGCUGACAACCAAGGAUUUACUCGCAGCCAGUACAUGGUCCGAAAUGACCUCCUUGUCGCACCAGCCUUGAUCCCCGAGUCCAAGCGUCGCACCCGCAAACUGUACCUACCGUAUCCUGACAAGUGGUUCACCAUGAACUUGCGACCAGACGAGGACCUCGGAGCUGCACUGAUUGAACCUGCCAAUGGUGGAAGCAGGGUUGAGUAUGAUUGCCGCAUCAGCGACCAGGAUUCUCAGCUACCCUACAUAACACCGAUGUAUAUCCGGGAGGGUGGCAUCAUUCCCAAGAUCAAAGUCCGAGACUACAUCCCCGAUCCUUCCCUGCCAGUGCAGGAUGUCAAUCCAAUUACCCUGCACGUUUACCCCGGAAAGGACAACAACUACAUCAUGUACCUGGAUGAUGGUAUCUCGCGAGACAGUGCUCCUGUUGUGGGAUCGGGUCUCAAUAUCAGCGAUGAAAAGGCUGCCGACAAAUACUGCCAAGUUAACAUUUCUCAGACAACUAAAUCCUUCAACGAAUCAACUGGGGUCAACUUCAUCCGCAACGUCACCAUCAAGUCUCCGUUCAACGGCUUCGGUGAUCUGACCUCCAUGAUCGGAACCGAGUACACAGUUGCGCUUUGGCAUGCGCCUUUGGUCGACAUUACCACUGUGCAGGUCAACUCGUCUAACAGCAAGGUCACUUCCAGUACUGAUAACAACUCGCGCGUUACAGUUGUCAAGCUUCCUGUUGCUGAAGCGCAUACAGAGGAUGGUGUGACGUUUCAAAUGACCUACAAUGAGGCCAAGUAG
Fusarium pseudograminearum CS3096 is the source of this 3174-nucleotide messenger RNA. RefSeq lists its product as uncharacterized. The transcript is spliced from 8 exons. The coding region runs from base 1 to 3174 and encodes 1057 amino acids. Gene Ontology annotation, cellular component: glucosidase II complex. The record is from RefSeq and is a predicted model, not a curated record. Gene Ontology annotation, biological process: carbohydrate metabolic process; N-glycan processing. Gene Ontology annotation, molecular function: alpha-glucosidase activity; carbohydrate binding. NCBI's taxonomy places the organism in Eukaryota, Fungi, Ascomycota, Sordariomycetes, Hypocreales, Nectriaceae.